Molecule: messenger RNA, 699 nt
Organism: Trichogramma pretiosum
Lineage: Eukaryota; Metazoa; Arthropoda; Insecta; Hymenoptera; Trichogrammatidae
Gene: Trs31
Product: trafficking protein particle complex subunit 5
Exons: 3
Coding region: 1-576 (191 amino acids)
Biological process (GO): endoplasmic reticulum to Golgi vesicle-mediated transport
Cellular component (GO): TRAPPI protein complex; TRAPPIII protein complex; TRAPPII protein complex
Source: RefSeq, a predicted model, not a curated record
AUGUCUGCUAUAACAAUAUCAGCUGUUCGUUCACGGACCAGUAUUCUUGAUAAAUCUUUAAGUAGAGGUAGAGGCGAGGUUAGCUUGAGCUGUUAUGCUCUUCUUUUUUCCGAAGUUGUGCAGUACUGUCAAAACAGAGUUUACACAGUGCCUGAGCUACAAAACAAGCUCGCAGAAAUGGGCGCAGAAGUUGGUCACAGAGUAACAGAUUUGUUAGUCAUAAGAGAAAAGGCAGGAAGACGUGAAAUUAAAUUAAUAAAUAUCUUAUCAUUCAUCAAAAGUGUUUUAUGGAAAUCAUUGUUUGGUCGCGAAGCUGACAAACUGGAACAUUCCAAUGAUGAUGAUAAAACAUACUAUGUAAUAGAAAAAGAAUCUUUAGUAAAUAAAUUUGUGUCUGUACCAAAAGAUAAAGGAAGUUUGAACUGUGCAUCUUUUGUAGCUGGUAUUAUUGAAGCAGUUCUAUGCGAUUGUGGUUUUACAGCAAAAGUAACAGCUCAUUGGCAUAAAGGAACAACAUAUAUGAUCAAAUUUGAUGAAGCUGUCAUAGCUCGUGACAAACAGUUGGAAGAUCGUUAAUAAAUAAUUUAAUGUAAAAAUCAAUUAGUGGAUAAGUUUAUACUAUAAACCUUAAAACUUUAAAAACAAUCUUUUUUCUAUGUGUUAGAUAAGUUGAAUGGUCCAAUGAUAUUAAUAAUUUUG